Condylura cristata (star-nosed mole) is the source of this 1551-nucleotide messenger RNA. It is a transcript of the gene NPRL2, whose product is annotated as nitrogen permease regulator-like 2 (S. cerevisiae). NCBI's taxonomy places the organism in Eukaryota, Metazoa, Chordata, Mammalia, Eulipotyphla, Talpidae. The record is from RefSeq and is a predicted model, not a curated record. Gene Ontology annotation, biological process: negative regulation of TORC1 signaling; positive regulation of autophagy; cellular response to amino acid starvation. Gene Ontology annotation, molecular function: GTPase activator activity. The coding region runs from base 103 to 1245 and encodes 380 amino acids. The transcript is spliced from 11 exons. Gene Ontology annotation, cellular component: GATOR1 complex; vacuolar membrane.
CAGGCGUGCGUGAUUGGAUGGCCCAGGCUUGGGGGCUGUUUCUGACAGGUGUUUUUAGGGGUCGGGGUGCCAGAAGCUUCGCACCCGAAUCUCGCUAGCGCCAUGGGCAGCAGCUGCCGCAUUGAAUGCAUAUUCUUCAGCGAGUUCCACCCCACGUUGGGACCCAAGAUCACCUAUCAGGUCCCUGAAGACUUCAUCUCCCGGGAGCUCUUUGAUACAGUCCAGGUGUACAUCAUCACCAAACCGGAGCUGCAGAACAAGCUCAUCACUGUCACAGCCAUGGAGAAGAAACUGAUUGGCUGCCCUGUGUGCAUUGAGCAUAAAAAGUACAGCCGAAAUGCCCUGCUCUUCAACCUAGGUUUUGUGUGUGAUGCCCAGGCCAAAACCUGUGCCCUCGAGCCCAUUGUCAAAAAGCUGGCUGGUUACCUGACCACUCUGGAGCUGGAGAGCAGUUUCGUGUCCACUGAGGAAAGCAAGCAGAAGUUGGUGCCCAUCAUGACCAUCUUACUGGAGGAGCUAAAUGCCUCAGGCCGAUGCACUCUGCCUAUUGAUGAGUCCAACACCAUCCACUUGAAGGUGAUUGAGCAGCGACCUGACCCUCCUGUAGCUCAGGAAUACGAUGUGCCUGUCUUUACCAAGGACAAGGAAGAUUUCUUCAACUCACAGUGGGACCUCACCACACAACAGAUCCUGCCCUACAUUGAUGGUUUCCGCCAUGUCCAGAAGAUUUCAGCUGAAGCAGAUGUGGAGCUCAACCUCGUGCGCAUUGCCAUCCAGAACCUGCUGUACUAUGGUGUGGUGACACUUGUGUCCAUCCUCCAGUACUCCAAUGUGUACUGCCCAACACCCAAGGUCCAGGACCUAGUCGACGACAAGUCCCUGCAGGAGGCAUGUCUGUCCUAUGUGACCAAGCAAGGGCACAAAAGGGCCAGUCUCUGGGAUGUAUUCCAGCUGUACUGCAGCCUGAGCCCUGGCACAACUGUGAGAGACCUCAUUGGCCGCCAUCCCCAGCAGCUGCAGCAUGUUGAUGAACGGAAGUUGAUCCAGUUCGGGCUUAUGAAGAACCUAAUUCGGCGACUACAGAAGUAUCCUGUGCGGGUGUCUCGGGAGGAGCGGAGCCACCCUGCCAGGCUUUACACAGGUUGCCACAGCUAUGAUGAGAUCUGCUGCAAGACAGGCAUGAGCUACCACGAGUUGGAUGAGCGACUGGAAAAUGACCCCAACAUCAUUAUCUGCUGGAAAUGAGGCUAUUGUAGGCUGGACAAAGCAUAUGGCUAGGGCUACUCUCUUGCUAAGCCCUGCCUGUUGUAUUGAGGGAUUGACCAACAGACCAGUCCACACUGUCUCAAGGUUGACCCUCAGUUUUGUAAAUAAAGUCACCCAUUUCUACCUACCUUUAUUGAGUACCACUUCUAAGCUGGGGCUACCAAAGAACCAGCUAUGAAUGAAAUAGUCAUGGUCCCAGUGCCUUGGAGUGCCAUCUGGCAAGCAGGACCAUCAGAGGAUAAGUAAAUGUGCCCACUUGAACCAAAAUAAACAUCCACAAAGAAA